Kwoniella mangroviensis CBS 8507 is the source of this 1680-nucleotide messenger RNA. RefSeq lists its product as uncharacterized. The record is from RefSeq and is a predicted model, not a curated record. The transcript has 18 exons. Gene Ontology annotation, biological process: transmembrane transport. Gene Ontology annotation, cellular component: membrane. NCBI's taxonomy places the organism in Eukaryota, Fungi, Basidiomycota, Tremellomycetes, Tremellales, Cryptococcaceae. The coding region runs from base 1 to 1680 and encodes 559 amino acids. Gene Ontology annotation, molecular function: transmembrane transporter activity.
AUGAGCGCAUGGGCCACAGGCAUCAGCCGUACAGCGGAGCAAUACGAGCUCGUCCCGUCUGACCAACGACUGUCGGAGGAUGAUCAAGAUGGUGGACAUACCGGUGACGUCAUCUUCACAAGUAACCUCCCUGGACCUAGACCAACGGCCGCUCAGUGCAUUAAAUUGCGACACGUACCAGGCGAAGUACCAUGGACCGCUUAUGCAAUUGCUCUUGUAGAGCUGGCCGAAAGAGCAUCAUACUACGGUGUAGGAGGGCUAUUCCCAAAUUUCGUGCAGCGUCCUCUUCCUGCUGGUGGUCCAGGAACAGGUGCUCCUCCUCCCAACUCUCAACUCACCCCGGGAGCAUUGGGAAUGGGUCUUCAAGUAUCUACGGCUCUAAGCGUCAUUUUCUCUCUACUGGCAUAUACCACUCCACUCCUGGGAGGCAUCUUAGCAGAUCUGAGAUGGGGUAAAUUCAAGACUAUAGCUGUAGGAACUGGUAUAGCAGGAGUCGCCCAUGGACUGUCCGUGUAUGCUGCUCUGCCGACCCUGCUCCAGAAUGGUGGAGUCUUCGUACCGUUCUUACUUGGAUUGUUGCUUCUAGGUGGAUCAGCAGGCCUGAUCAAAGCCAAUAUAGCGCCCAUAAUGGCCGAACAGUACAACCCUUCGACCGACUACGUCGAAACAUUACCAAAUGGUGAAAAAGUAAUUAUAGACAGAGAAGCAACGAUUCAAAAGAUCAUGUCUGCGUAUUACGGCUCAAUCAAUAUCGGAGCAUUCAUAGCUAUCUCAUCUACUUUUGCUGAAAAAUACGUCGGCUUCUGGCUAGCGUUUUUGAUACCUUGUUUAAUAUUUCUCAUCAUGCCAUUCAUCCUCUACCCAAUUUACCCUAAGCUCGUCCCAUCCCCUAAACCAUCUUCAUCAACUUUAAUAGACACAUACCACCAAGCCCGAACCUACUUUUCCUCAUCCCAACAUACACAGUACAAACUCGAAGAAGACGAUUCGAUCGAGCAUGGCAAUCAUAUUGAUGAGCACGGAUUCGGUAAAAUCAUCCAAGCUUGCAAGUUCUUUUCGUUCUUCGUCGUUUAUAACAUCGCAGAUGGCGGGUUGAACGCGCUGUUAACCAGUCUGGCGGGUUCGAUGACUACGAAUGGUGUACCGAAUGAUUUUCUUGGACAUGCAAAUCCAUUGAUUAUAGUCGUAUCGAUACCACUACUAAAUCGAUAUGUGUACCCUUAUUUCGCUGCCAGAAGGAUCGCCUUUGGGCCCGUCAAAAGGGUCCUAGUGGGAUUUCUAUUGGCUGCUGGUGGGAUGGCGUGGGCAGCAAUCAUACAACAUGUUGUAUAUCAGACUUCGCCUUGUGGUUAUCAAGCCACGACUUGUGAACAGGGAAGUGGAGUCUCACCUUUGAGUGCAUGGCUGGUACUACCCUCUUUCAUCUUAUCAGGAUUAAGCGAAUCAUUUGCUGUAGUAAGCGCAAUGGAAAUAGGAUACAUGUUAUCACCUCCUUCUUUACGUUCGAUCAUCAACUCCCUAUUCCUAUUCACGCAGGCAUUAUCAGCUGCGUCGAUAUUGAUUUUCUUACCAAUUAUGAAAGACCCAUAUCUCGUUUGGCCAUUCGUGAUUACCACGAUCAUAACGCUGACCGCUACUUGGUUCGUAUGGAGGUUGUUCUCUCAUUUAGAUAAUAGAUAA